UGGUACUGGGGUAACAUGAGUGUUGCAGAAGCCAAAGAGAAAUUACAAGAUACUUCUGAAGGGACUUUCUUGGUCAGAGACAGCUCGCACUCGGAGUAUCUGCUUACUAUUUCAGUAAAAACAUCAGCGGGACCUACCAAUCUACGCAUAGAAUUUCAAGAUGGGAAAUUCCGACUAGAUUCUAUCAUCUGCGUCCGAUCAAGGCUCCGGCAGUUUAACAGUGUGGUCCACCUGAUUGAAUACUACGUUCUUAUGUGCCAGGACAGAAGUACUGCCACUGAGAUUCCUUCCAAUGGAACAGUCCAUCUUUAUUUGAAUAAACCCCUCUACCGUUCAGUUCCCUCUCUGCAGCACUGCUGUAGAAUAGCUAUUAAUAGGUACACAAAAGAGAUUCAGGAACUUCCUUUACCAACAAGACUAAAAGAAUACUUGAAAGAUUACCAAUAUCAGGUAUAAGUAUAUCAUCUACCCUGCCCCCAGUUGUCAUAUUUUAUGAAUUUGGUCAACGCCCUGAGAAUUCAGCUGCCCAAAUGUGUCAUGUAAGUUGC
This is a messenger RNA of Euleptes europaea (tarantolino), 548 nucleotides long. RefSeq names its product suppressor of cytokine signaling 2 (gene SOCS2). Gene Ontology annotation, biological process: phosphatidylinositol phosphate biosynthetic process; intracellular signal transduction. NCBI's taxonomy places the organism in Eukaryota, Metazoa, Chordata, Lepidosauria, Squamata, Sphaerodactylidae. Gene Ontology annotation, cellular component: phosphatidylinositol 3-kinase complex. Gene Ontology annotation, molecular function: 1-phosphatidylinositol-3-kinase regulator activity. The record is from RefSeq and is a predicted model, not a curated record. The coding region runs from base 16 to 456 and encodes 146 amino acids. The transcript has a single exon.